This is a messenger RNA of Lacerta agilis (Sand lizard), 4216 nucleotides long. RefSeq names its product formin binding protein 4 (gene FNBP4). The transcript has 17 exons. Gene Ontology annotation, molecular function: protein binding. The coding region runs from base 101 to 2968 and encodes 955 amino acids. NCBI's taxonomy places the organism in Eukaryota, Metazoa, Chordata, Lepidosauria, Squamata, Lacertidae. The record is from RefSeq and is a predicted model, not a curated record.
GCCCAGGCGCCGCUCGCUUCUCUCCGCCUCGUCCGGCCUCUUCCCUCUCCCUCCUCUGGCGGUGUCUCCUUCGGGCGGAGUGAGGCUCGGAGCAGCUCCCAUGGGGAAGAAGUCGCGGGCGGCGCCAGCCGGGCGCAGGCCUAUCCUCCAGCUGUCGCCGCCUGGGCCUCGCGGAGGCCGGGAAGAAGCGGCACCGGGCGAUGGGGACUCGGCGUCGGAAGCGGAUGAAUUUGAAGUGACUGAAGAGGCUCCAAGGACAGCCCCAAACCCGCCUCAAGCUAGCAUGCCUCUUGGGCCUGUAGCUGUCAAACCAACAGGUGGCUUAUGUUUACUUGGUGCUUAUGAAGACAGCGAUGAAGAAGACAGUGAGAUGUCUGAGAAACCAGCACAGUCUACAGAUGCAAAUGGCAAUAAUUCAACAGACAUUGACAGUACCCUGGCCAACUUCCUAGCGGAAAUAGAUGCAAUUACAGCACCUUCACAGCCUGCUGAAAACACUGUUCCCUCCAAUGCUCCACCUCCAACUCCUCCACGCCCAGAACCCAAGGAGUCUGCUUCCAGUCAAGUUUUGGCAACUGCAAAUGGAACAGACCAGGUGGCUGAGUGGCAGUAUGACACUCAGUGCUCCCUGUCAGGAGUGGGAGUGGAGAUGGGAGACUGGCAAGAAGUUUGGGAUGAAAACACAGGCUGCUAUUAUUACUGGAAUACUCAGACUAAUGAGGUUACCUGGGAGCUGCCCCAGUACCUUGCAACACAAGUUCAGGGCAUCCAGCAUUACCAGCACAGUUCUGUGACAGAGGCUGAAGAAAACUGCCAAGUGGUUGCAGACUUAAGCUCCCAGGGAAAAGGUGGUGGUGCUACAGCUGCUAGCAGUGCUGGACGUAGGGCAGCUCUUGUGAAGCGUGAAUUGAAGAAGGAAGUGAAUGAAGGUAUUCAGGCCCUUUCAAAUAACGAGGAAGAGAAAAAGGGAGUGGCUGCAUCACUGCUGGCUCCGCUACUUCCUGAGGUGGUGAAGGAGGAAGAGGAGCGCUGGAGGCGGAAGGUUAUUUGUAAGGAGGAGGUGGAUCCAUUGGUGGAAGAUGAUGUGGCACCAGAGCAAGUAGCAACUGUUGCUGAUCAGCAGCUGGAAGGCAUCCGAGAUAUUGGGGAAGACCCUUCUCAGGAGGACCUGUGUAGUGUGGUGCAAUCAGGGGAGAGUGCAGAGGAGGAAGAGGAGCAGGAUACUCUUGAGCUAGAGAUGGUAUUGGAGAGGAAGAAGGCAGAGCUACGUGCUUUAGAAGAAGGUGAUGGGAGUAUUUCGGGUUCCAGUCCACUGUCUGAUGGAAGUCAGUCAGAGUUAGCACGACGGUUGCUACCCAAGCCAGGAAAAUGGAAGCUCUUUGGGGUUGCCAGCCCAGAAUCCACCAGCCGAGGGUCUAGCAAGACAGGUCAAGAGAGUCCUGAACCUGGACAAGCAGUGGUGAAAGAAGAGCCAGAAGUGGCUGAGCAGAGCUCGGACAGUGAGCCAGACACAGAGGAAUUGCAAGACAAAGUGAAAACACAAGGGACUUUCAAAGCAGAAGAUGAGGAGCAGGACUUAAAGUUUCAGAUUGGAGAGCUGGCCAACAUGUUGAUAAGCAAGCUGGAGUUCUUGGGCAUCAGUAGACAAUCCAUCUCUAACUUCCACAUGCUACUGUUGCAGACUGAGACCCGUAUUGCAGACUGGCGGGAAGGAGCUCUCCAAGGAAACUACCUCAAACGCAAAUUGCAAGAUGCAGCUGAACAGCUAAAACAGUAUGAAAUAAACGCCGCCCCUAAAGGCUGGUCCUGCCACUGGGACAGGGAUCAUAGACGCUAUUUCUAUGUUAACGAACAAUCAGGCGAAUCCCAAUGGGAGUUCCCAGAUGGGGAGGAGGAAGAGGAGGGGCAAAUCCUAGAGAAUAAAAUGGAAGCUCUUCCUAAACAAGGACUAAAGGAGAAAAUGGAGUCUGCUGCAGAAUCGUCUGAUAAUACUGCAGGGUCUCUUCUUAAAGAGCCUCUUUCUAGUCAAGCUGCAGCUACCUCUCUUGUGCCUCUCAGUCCAUUUUGGACUGUGCUUCAGCCCUCUGUCCCUGUACUUCAGCCCCCUUUACCUUUGGAAAUGCCACCCCCGCCACCUCCCCCUCCAGAGUCACCCCCUCCCCCACCUCCCCCGCCACCACCGCCACCACCAGGGGAAGAUGGGGAAAUACAGGAAGUAGAGAUGGAGGAUGACGGAGAUGAGGAACCACCAGCACCGGGAACAGAGGAAGAUGCUGUACUGAAACCUCUUCUCCGACCAACAGUUGCCAAUAGCCAAGCCAGCUCUGAGACCAACGUAUCUGCACCUCUCUCCGCUAAAACUCUAAAGAGAAAAGCUUCUGAAAUUAGUGCUGGACUGGUGCAACGAGCAGCAACCAUUGGAAGCUGUCCAGUGCUUUACGGGCAGUCAGUCAUAGGUGUGGGCCCCCAGACCCCAGGGGUGAGUUUGCAACAGAGUUACCUUGGAGUAACGCAGCCGGCACUCGUGAACUAUUCUGAGUGUAGUGUGCCUGUUGGUCUUUCUGCCAGCACCACGCAGCCAGUUCCUACACAAGGAGCCGCUCCUGCCACUAGCACUACAGAACAGCUGCCGCCGCCUCCACCACCUCCUCCACUGUCUCCACCACCACCCAAAACACUACCUCCAGAGAAGUCAAAGAAGCUUAGGAGAGCUGGCAAGAGAAAAAAAACCAAGACAAAGAUGCCCUCUCUUGUAAAGAAGUGGCAGAGCAUUCAGCGGGAACUGGAUGAGGAAGAAAAUUCCAGCUCAAGCGAUGAGGAUCGGGAUGUGAUUUCACAGAAGAGAAUUGAGGAAUGGAAACAGCAGCAGUUAAUCAGUGGUAUGGCAGAGAGAAAUGCAAAUUUUGAGGCUUUGCCUGAUGACUGGCGAUCUCGACUCAAGAGGCGGAAAGCUACUUCAAGCACAUGAGUCAACUUCGUUGUUAUUUUGUUUUUUAACCACACAUGUACAGUUCAGAAACUUUUACUGUUGGAUAAAUUAACUUUUUGAGGAUACAUAUUUUUCAGCUGAACGACCUGACAGAGAAAUUGCGUUGACUUGUGAAUCCUUUUAGAGGUGUAUUUGGCAAAUAGGCUUAUGAAAUAAUGAAUAGGCUUGACCACUCCUGUCUUAAACUCCUCCUAAUCCCAGUUCACACAAAGGUGGAAUACCAUUAUGUCCAGUUCCUGGGUAGAGCUGGUACCAGAAUUUAUUAAUGCACUUUGUGGAGUUGGAAAUGGAACCUGCCAUUUUGACUCUUCCUUGCUAAGCCCAAAAGUGUUCUUCCACUUCCUAGAAAUAUUUCUACAAGAUAAUGACCAUUUGCAAUUGGGUGUUACAGAACAUGCAAAUUAAAGAUGCACAUUCUUUUCACAACAGACGCAGUUCUGCAUGAUUUGACCCCCUUGUUCCAUUCCUAAUGUUUGCCAGCACCUUGGUUUUGGUAGCAUUGCUCUUCUUGCUAGAUUUCAUAGAAUCAAUUCUUGUUUCUGUCCUAGAACCUGUAUCAGACUAGCUAUUUUUCCUGUAAUGUUACCCUAGAAUAUACUUUUGGUGCUGUAACAUGCUAAUUGUUUCAUUGGUGUGGCUGUAGUAAGGUGGGACAGAAAGCAGUUUUCAGCCUCCUCCACUGAGCACUGACUGGUGGGUUGUUCCUAAUGCCUUCAUUGUUGGGCAAAGAGAGUUAGGGGGUAGCUGGCACAGCACUUAAGUCAGCAUGAGCCAGUCAGCAGCUGUGUGCCUGCACAUUGCUGCAUCAGCUGCUCCUCUGAAUGCUCACUGGUGAAGGAAUGGGGUGGAUAUGUUUUCCCUUGCUCACUAUCCAGCACUGUUCCCCAUCUCAAUAGCUGCUGCUUGGUGGAUGUGUACUAGAAGCCAUUAGCAGUGAGGAGAGGGGAAAUUAGCAUUUCUCUGUUGCUCAGUUCUGAGCCCCUCUUGUCAGGUUCCAGCAAAAGUAGGGUCUUUGUCUACAUUUAAAGCCAGGCUGAAUAUUUAUCCAACCUGUCAAUGUAUUGCGUCUUUUCCCUUGUUUACUUUUUAAAAAACGGAAUCAAGUGGUAUUGAUUUUCUGUAAAUGAAAGAAAAGGCAGUUUAUGGUUGAACGCUGUUUGUAUUUCUCCAGUUUCUGGCUUUGUAAAUUUGUACAUAUACAUUAAUAAAAUCACUUUUUAUACUUCA